Molecule: messenger RNA, 2193 nt
Organism: Macrobrachium nipponense
Lineage: Eukaryota; Metazoa; Arthropoda; Malacostraca; Decapoda; Palaemonidae
Product: DNA mismatch repair protein Msh6-like
Biological process (GO): mismatch repair
Cellular component (GO): nucleus; MutSalpha complex
Molecular function (GO): ATP-dependent DNA damage sensor activity; ATP binding; mismatched DNA binding
Source: RefSeq, a predicted model, not a curated record
AUGCUAAACUCUGUGCUCAAGCACAGAGAUUUAGAUGCCAGACACAACAAUGACAUUAGCGAUCUUAUUAGAUCUCUGGAUACUUCCAAGUCAGAAAAGUCUAGAACAGUCUCUUGGAAUCUCGACAUAGUACAGAAGUGGCUUUUGGGUGACUCUUAUGAACCUAUCCACUCAGUAUCUCUUAGAAACCUCACUAAGAAGACCCUCUUCCCAGUAGCUCUGGCUAUAGCUAAAACGGUCAGUGAAUUGCAGGCUAUAAACAAAAGAGUGGGUUUUUCCCAAGGCAAUGCUGUCUGUUCUCUUUCCCUGCUGUUUCUGGCAAAGAAUAAGGAUGUGAACAAACCCUGGCAACGUUCUUUUACCCUUAAGAAUCUGAUGGAUAUCAUUGGACCAGAAGAGAAAGAACGGCUUCUCUGCCCAGUGAGAGCGUUACACUAUUAUUUAAAGAGAACAGAAAAGAUUAAAGGGCCUGCAAAGAUAAGCAGUCUGUUUUGUCUCCUGCAGGGGAUGAGGCAGUGGUGGGAGCUGAAGUCUUUGCAUUAUGACACUGUUUUGUUCUUCAAAAUGGGGAAGUUCUACGAACUGUUCCAUAUGGAUGCUAUAUUAGGGGUGCAGGAACUUGGUCUUAUAAUGAUGAAGGGAGAACAAGCCCACGUUGGGUUUCCAGAAAUAGCUUAUGGACGGUACUCAUCAACAUUAAUUGAAAAAGGCUACAAGGUGGCCAGGAUAGAGCAGACAGAAACUCCAGAGAUGAUGGAGAAGCGUGUCAAAAGUAUGACUAAACCAACUAAAUUUGAUCGUGUUGUCAAGCGAGAGGUGUGCCAAAUUAGCACCAAAGGAACACGUGUUUACAGUGUCCUAGACGGGGAAGCCUCAGAGUCAUCAACUUCAUAUUUGUUAGCAUUAGCAGAAAGGUCUACAAGAGGAGCAGGUGAUGGAAGUGAAUUGGGUGUAGCAUUUAUUGAUACAAGUAUAGGGACAUUCCAUCUUGGACAGUUCACAGAUGAUCGUCAUGUGUCUCGUCUUCGUACCCUCAUGGCACACUAUCCACCUGUUCAGAUUUUGGUUGAGCGAGGACGUCUCUCUCAGAAAACUCGAAGAGUUGUUAAUUCAAGUGUCCCUUCAAACUUGUGUGAUGAUCUGGUUCCAGAAAAGGAAUUCUGGACAAGUAGCAAGACACUCAGUUUCCUGGCCGAGGGAACUUACUUCAAAGGGGAGGACUCUUCCUUGCAGUGGCCAGAAGAACUGAAAAAUCUAUUAGAUGAAAAUGAUACAUUAGGCUUAACAGCUCAUCCACGUUAUGAAUUGGCUGUGUCUGCGCUUGGUGCUCUUGUUUGGUAUUUGAUGGAUUGCCAUUUAGAGGAACAGUUGUUAACAAGAAAAUUGUUUACUCUUUACAACCCAGUGGAUGUUGUAGCUGCCGAAGAAAAGGCAAAUAAGGGAUCCCUCCCUUCGUUUAUAAGAAAUAGACAUCACAUGGUACUUGAUGGUGUGACACUUCGUAAUUUAGAAAUAUUUGAAAACACCAGAGGUGGUGUUGAUGGAACUCUUUAUCAGAAGCUGGAUCGAUGCUCAACACCUUUUGGGAAAAGGUUGCUUCGGAAAUGGCUUUGUGCACCUCUUUGUAAUCCAUCAAGUAUUGAGUCUCGGUUAGAUGCCAUUGAAGACUUGAAUAAUAAUCCUGAUAUUGUUGAAGAAGUUGCUCCACUCCUGAAGACGUUGCCAGACUUGGAACGCCUUCUUGCCAAAAUUCACACACAGGGAUUGAACAGGAGUUCAAGCCAUCCGGAGCGUGCUAUUUACUUUGAAGAAGUGAAAUACAACAAAAAGAAAGUUGUCGACUUUCUUGCAGCCCUUGGUGGCUUCAAAACAUGCAUGGAAAUUCAGAAAGCUUUCAAAAGUGUAGCAGAUUCACUGCAGUCAAAGUUAUUACAAAAGUGCCUAAAUGUUACAGAAAACGGUGGAGAUUUUCCAUCUCUAAAAGAAGUUCUCAAGUUCUUUGAUACUGCUUUUAAUCAUGAAGAAGCAAAGAGGGAGGGAACAAUCAUCCCUAGUCAUGGUGUAGACACUGUGUAUGACAGUGCUGUUGAACAGAUGAAAACAACCAAGGACAGACUUGCAGAUUAUCUGAAGGAGCAGUGUAGGCACUUUGGAGCAAAGGUUUGUGUUAGAAUAUGAAUGUUUGUUAUUGUA